GAGAGAGAGUGAGUGAGAGUGACCCACUGACAAGCUGUUGCUUUACAAUCAGGAAAUAGAAACAUUUGGCAUCUGGGGGACCUCUUAAGACACAAGCCUGGGGGACGAGUGAAGGUAAAAUGCUGUUAAAUUUCAUACUAAACACUACUAAUAGAAUCAUGUUUAACACCAUUUAAAAGGCGGACUGUAAUCAUUUUAAAGGUACUAGAGUAAUAUAGGGCCUCUAUUGAAGCUGUAUAGUUACUCAUAUGUAUUUGCAUCAAUGGUAUGGUGACACUGACCAUGCUUUAACAAGACGUUCAUACAGAUGUUUGAGCCAAACUACAAAAUUUAAUAUUAGAAUAUUUUUGAGACAAUAUAAAAAUAACAUUUGAAGCACUGACAGGAAAAAUACAUUCAAAGUGGUGAUGUAGAGAUCGUGAACAUCAGUCAAAAUUAACCGAUUUCCAAUUUAGCUUAAUUUCGACCCGUAAAACAAAAAAAUAUAUAUAUAUUUAAAAAAGAAAGAUUCCUCAAAAGUUUGUCUCUGCUUUUUAGCUUUUUGGGUGCAUCUUGUCAUACGUAUACUAUGGUUGUACUUAGACGCUGAUGAACUUCUUUCAUUGGAAAUUAAAGUUGUAAAAUCGUUGAUAUUAUAUCAAUAUUAUCAGUAUUUGUUAUUUUGCCAGAGCUGACAUUUGUUACACUGCUGGCUGAAAACUUGUUGGUAUCAAAAUUUAUCAAAUGCGCUAAAAAUGAACAAACUCAAGACAAAAACUUUUGAGUCUUAGUCUCUCAAAGGUGAAAUUUUUGGAUGUAGGACAUCUUAACUGUAAGGGUAAUGAUAAUUUUAAUUGCUCAAUUUCAUUCAACUACAAACUUAAACUUAUAUGCUAAAUAUUUAAUGCAAAUUCACUAGAAUGUUGCAUAAACUUGCUCUAAAAGUUUUGACUUACUCAUUUAUUUCAUCUUUUUUUAAAGAGAUUUAACACACACCGUUAAUAAUAAAACAGUUUCACAGAUUAUACUUAGAAACACUCAAACAUAAUCAGUGCAUCGUGAAUAAAAAUAUGUGUUCACGCUGAGAGAUUUCUGCUGCUGCUGCAUAUUAAUAGUUGUUUUUAGCCCUUUCCUUUUUUUCGCACUUUGGUUAUAUCUUAACUAAAUGUGCAAAUAAAACAUGAAAGCACAUUUUCCACUUCCUCUUAUGUGGAUGGGUUUGUGACAAUCGCAACCAUGAAGUAAAACUAGAAAGAGACUCUCAGGAGGCAGUGUGGCACAUCGUAAGUGAUUUUUUUACUCUUUUAAUUUAUUUUAUUUUUAGCCUCUGGCAUGAAUUCAAAGAGCAGACUGUGCAGCGGGAGGAGCGGAGACUGAGGGGUUUGAAUAAAGCUCAUCAGGUAAGAACAAUUUAAUAACACUCUGUGGUUGCAUGAGGCUUUUAAAAGGAAGUAUGAGCUGUGAUAUUUGAUAUAAAAUUAAAUAUAAAGUAACGUUUGACAUAAAAAUGUUGUCAAUAGCAUGGACUUGAACUAUAAGAUGUUUCACCGUACAUUCACAGGAUGGGCUGUGCUUGCAGUGGCCAGAAACAAGAGAAUGAAAAGCUCCACAAAGGAAAACACAACUCUCAGGCCCUCCAGCUGUCCAACCACAUCGUAAGUAGACAUCAGUAAGAAAAGAGCUGCAUUGAAUGUCACUGGAAAUUCAAGUAGUUUACUAUCAUUUCACUGCUGAUGCAAACACUGAUGGUGUUUGUUUGUUUUUUUGAGGUCAGAAUGAGGCAUCAGUGUUAAUGCAAUCUGCUGAACUACUAGUAAAAAACUCCUUACAUGAGCUUUAAAACAAAAAGCUCAUAAAUGGUUUGCUUGAGUAAAAAAACGACUAAUUAAAACUUCAUUUUCUCCUCUUCAGGGGCGAAGUGGAAACGCAUAUUUGGAAAACGGUAAUUACUGAACUCAAUGGAUGCUGCAAACUUUCUGUUGGGUACAAAAGGGUGUUCAUAUGUGGUCAGCGGCUGUGGUAGAGAGACAUCAGCAGCAGUGAGAUGAGGCUUCACUUAGCGAUUCAAAUCUAAGUUGUAAUUCCUCUGUUCUUUUUUUUUUUUUUCUGGGUAGACAGUGAGAUUAUACACGAAAAGAAAGUUGUCAUGUCACUUAAUCAGAAUAGAAACUUUAAAAUAAAUGAAAAGGGGGAAAUUGGGAGGCUGUACUUUGAGUGACCCUUUGUUUUAUAUAUAUUAGCUUGAAUGUCCGGAAUAGCAGCUAAAUACAAGAUUAAAAGUGGAUGAAAUCUAAGAUGAGGUCUAUUUACAGUCAAUUUAACUAAAUUGUUCCCAGCACAGGCUUUUUAAGGCUAACUGUGUGCUCUGCUUGCUUCUAGAUGAAGUUUUGUUUGUGGCGCUGCAUGACUUCAAAGCGACAAACGACAGUGAUCUGCCUUUCAAAAAGGGAGACAAACUCAGGGUUUUACAAGAGUGAGUAGCCUCAGCUGAACACGACAUGAAUCCAGCUACUGAAUACCCAAAUAAAUCUUCUGCCAUGUUUGUCUGCAUGUAGAAACGGAGAAUGGUGGGUGGCUCAAUCGUUGUUGACUGGACAGGAGGGCUUCAUACCCUCCAAUUAUGUCGCUCGAGCAGACACACUGGAGGUGGAGAAGUAAGAGACAAUUUCACACACACUGUCAGACAAGAGUGGUAACAUUUUAUGGACUAUUAAAGCGCCUGUGAGGAGCUGUAUGUCUUUGUCAGUUUUGGCCUCUCCUGCGGACAAAACAGUCUUUGCCUUUGUUACAUGCUUAAAUAGAGCCGUCUUAUGAAGAAGUCUUAUCCUACUGACUUUUGAUAAUCACGCCUGUCAUUUAUUGUAAAUUACUGUAAAACAUUACUGUUUCUGCUACUGCCCAGCUGGUACCUACCACCUCACACUAAUUUCAGGAUCUUAUUUUUACAAUAUAAAAAUUGUUAGUCUAGUUGCUGAUAGUCUUCUUUGCUCCUCCAUAUCAUUAAAAAAUAAAAUAAAAAAAUAGAUAAAUAAAAACUCCUUAUAGAAGCUUUACGUCCAUAUAAAAAUAUAUUUUACUGAAAACAACUAAAAUCUAAAUGAACAGUAACAUCCUGUCCUGGCAGUACUGUUUGCAGUAAUUUAUGUUCAAAUUUGCAGCCCACCUAUUGUUAUUUAUCCUAAACUAUGUAAUAUUUUAGAAUCAUAAUAAUAACAAUAAUAAUGAUAAUAAUAUGUGAUUGUAAAAUGCUGUAUUUUUCUGAAUUUACAGUUGACCCCUAUAGGCUGCAGCAUUUGCAGUUAUUUACCCUUUUUUUUUCCUUUGUAAGGCUUCUGAAAACUUAUUGCACAGUUUAAAGCUGUUAUAAUGCAAAUAUUUAUUAUAAUAUAUGUUAUAUCUUGUUGGAUUAUCAGACUACUGGUGACAGCAGAUUAAGGUUUAAACUGUAUUUUGCAAUGACACUUGAAUUUGAUCAAAAUUAAAGCUUAAAUAGGCCCUCUAUUUUUGUAUAUUUAUAUUUUUUAAAUAAAAGUACUAUUACAAUCAUCAGUAACAUAGCACUACCAUUCAGUGUUUCUGGGGUCUUUCCUCUGCAGGUGGUUUUUUAAAGACUUGAGCAGAAGAGAGACUGAACGGUUGCUUUUAGCACCAGGGAACAAACCAGGUGCCUUUCUUGUCCGGGAAAGUGAAACGUCUAAGGGUGAGCACACACUAUCAGUCUAUCGUAUGUGAUUUAACAACGUGUUUUGAUAUUCUAGCUGAAGUGCAUCUCACAAGAACAAAUAAGCGAAACUUUUCAACUAUUUUCUGAGCCUUAAUGCAUCUCUCUGUUUCCCUCUCAGGGUCUUUCUCUCUGUCGAUCAGAGAUAAUACACCAGAACAAGGUGAUGUAGUUAAACACUACAAGAUCCGCUGUCUGGACAAAGGUGGAUAUUACAUCUCGCCCUCCAACACAUUCUCAUCCCUACAGGACUUGGUCAAAUACUACAGCCGUGAGUGACACAUACAAGCCACACUACGGAAACACAAAUCUGACAGUGUAUAUUUGUCGAAAUUGUACUUAAAAAUAACGUAUUGCACUUUAUGCAAAACCACACUGAAUGACAAGUUCAGGUAUGAAAUCUUAUUUCAUUAUAAUAUAAGUAAAAAAUUAAGCACAUGAUUGAUCAAGAGUAUUUUGGUUCUUUGACCUGAAACUAGGGAAACACACUUUGUUAAAUUUGAGUUUUCAUAGUGCUUAUGACCAUUUUAAUUAUUCACAAAACCCUGUGACUUUUCUUAUGAAAUUACAUAAUUGAAAUAAAAUCUGGACCGCAUUUUCAAAUGUUUUCUAAUUAAAGAAAAUUUUAAUCAGAUUUGUUACCUGCUAUGUAUUAAAAGACGUCUACACGAGCACUAAAUAAAAAGUAAAAAGUCAGCCCUCUGUGGUGCACUGUGCAUUUCCUGUGUGUGAUGAGAGAUAGUCUUUCCCCUCCAGUAACUCCACCACAAGAUAAGGUCAGAUCUCUUAAAAUGGCUGCUAAAGUGCACAGCAACUCAGAAGAUACAAAGAGAGCGAGCAUACGCAGAUUUAAGUGGACACAUUCAUCGGCUGCUGAACUUGAAAACAGCUGAGAAAUACUGUGGAUUAAGUGUGCAUGUGUGAUGUUUGUGCGCAGGGACAGCAGAUGGUUUAUGUCAGCGUCUGUAUGCCCCCUGUAAGCUCACAGCCCCCCAGCAGCCGUGGGCACAAGAUGAAUGGGAGAUUCCCAGAGAGACCCUGAAAAUGGUGAAGAAGCUAGGGGCUGGACAGUUUGGAGAAGUGUGGAUGGGUACGAGAAAACUCACCAUUUUCCUUGCUUUAAAUGUCAUUUUUUAAGCCACAGUAACUGAUAACAGAGAGAGUCAAACCCCUUCUUUGAAUCCCUGCUGCAGGUUACUACAAAAACAACCAGAAAGUCGCAAUCAAGACCUUGAAGGAGGGAACGAUGGAACCUGAGGCCUUUCUCCAGGAGGCCAACCUGAUGAAGAAGCUGCAGCACGACCGCCUGGUGCGCCUCCAUGCUGUGGUCACAAAACAGCCCAUCCUCAUCGUCACUGAGUUCAUGGUCAACGGUGAGAAGAGUUACAUGUAUGAAGGAGAAGGAGUUAUGCUGCCUGUGUAUCCUUUAGUUUGCACAUCCUGCGUCCAGAUCAUCACAGGUGUAGUUGUGAAUAUAUUUGACUGUGCGCUUAGUGUGUUGUUGAAGGAUACCUCAAGAGAGCACACCAUAUAAAGCUCUGGCUUUGUUUAAAGUUCCACUCGGAUGGGUUUUUUUUUUUGUUGUUUUUUUUACUACUUAAAAGUGUUCUCAGUGGUCUUAAAUUGCCCAAAUCACAUUACCUGUGUCAUCUUGAAGGGCUUUUCUUCUGCAGAGCUCCAGUAGCCCACUGAGCAUUUUUUUUUUGGUCUAAAAGAGGUCUAAUAGACGUCUAAAUGCAGCCUAGACGACUGGUCUAAAAUCAAGCUACCACAGGUCUAAAAAUGAAAGUUUUUUAAGACGUCUAAAUUUAGACUAAGUUUAGACUAGAUCUAAUUCUGGGCUAUAUCUAUACUACACUGUAUAUUGCUCAUUGGCUAUCAUAACUAUUUUGGUUAAGUACUUGGAGGUCAGUUAUGCAACUCAUAGUUGCUUUUUUAAAUAAAUAGUUAAUGAAUAAUGGGUUAAAGUGCAACGUCUAAACUCCAUCUAAAAAUAUACAGAAUCUAGAUGGUUGAAAUUAGGUCAAAUAAAAAAACUAUACUGAAAAGCUGUCCAUUGCUCAGUGGGAGCUCAUGAGCAAUUUGCCUCUGAGUCGUGGGUGGAGACAGCGCUGUUCUGCACACUGCUCUUCACGCUAGCUUGCAGCCUAACAUUGCCGGUGGAGUAGAAGUGGCAGGUAACAUAGGAGACACUAAUCAGGCAUUAUUGUCUUUGAGGACAUGAUGAAAGUUAAUAUCAUAAUUAGCUUUUUUACGGGCAUUGCAACCCACUAACGCACGUGCUUGUUCUGCGGUCGCCCUCUCUACUUUUCCGAGUCUGGCCUGCAUAGUGGGACUCCUGGGAUGGAGCUUGGAUUUGUUACAUAGGAAAUCUCACUGUGUCUGAACCUACCGUUUGGGUCUGCCAGAGGUUCACAGCGAUUUGAAUGAAGAAAUACUCAGAAAUGCAACUUUGCACUUAUUUUUCUCAUGAUAUGUCCUGUAGCAUCAGAAAAAGUCCAUAUGAACAUGUAAACAACAAGAAAAACAUGUUUUUCAUCAGAGUGGGUCUUAUCUACCGAGUGUGUGGUGCAAAACUUACAGUUAUGUUCGUGUUAAUGGUGAGAGCAAGGCAGGAAAAGCAGCUGCAGAGACACUGAGGGCAUGUAAGGCUGCUAAGUCUAAAUCAAGCCUGAUGGCAAAGUGGCGAGUUUGUACAGCAAUUGUGAAGUUAAUUCGUAAUCUUGUUCCUCUGUCGCAUGUGUUCUGCCUCUACAUGAGCUCUGCUGCUCAUAUACAUAAUACAUCAUGUGUUUGCAUCACAUUAAUGUCUGAAGCAGUGGUUACUGUAGUGCGCAGCAAAGGCAUCAAAGUAAAAUGUAGCCGCUGCCACACAGUCACAUACAGUAUUUGUGGUCAACAGCAAGUAUAUCUCUGAAUUAAAAAUAAUUUUUGCCUGAAAAAUGACAAAAUAUAAGGCCCUACUUCUGAUAAAUGAUUUUGUUGUUGUUGUUGAAUAUGGGUACGAAAUUGUGCCAGAUUGUGGCUGCAAAACUACACUCAGGACAGACCAGAGAUAAAGUUGGGGUCAGAGCUGAAGUGGAUUAGGUGUUUAAGGUGCAAAGGCAAAAGGUAAAAAGCCAGAGUGUUAAAAUACUACAGAGCAGGUGUGAAUGCUCACUUUUGCACAAAAUUUGCAUUAACUGACAGAUUUGUACUAGACUAUUGCACACAGAAGAUUUCAUGUAAUAAUAUUGCACUUAAGUUGCAUGCAUAGAUUGUAUUAAUGCACCCACUGAUCAAACUCUGAUUGUCUGUGAUCACAAAUACUGCCCACUUAGACACUUUAUGAGUUUUUUUAAGACUCCUCUGUACAUGAAGGCUUGUGUUCAAUUUUUUUUUUUGAAGGUGUGAGUUUAAGGCUUGUAGCUGCAACAUCAAUAUUGCAAGAGCAUCACACCCAGUUUGCAGGUGCCAGACAAAGCUGCUGUUUUAUGUCCACUUGCUGCAAGAACUCUAAGAAGUUUCUCGGGCACUUAAAUUCCAGAGAAAACCGUGUUUCAUUUCUCAUGAUGACACAGUUGUACUUCUCUUUUACAGGGAGUCUGCUGGACUUUCUAAAGUCAGAUGAGGGGAGGAAACUGAAGCUGAAGAAACUGAUCGACAUGUCAGCACAGGUAGGGAAUGAUGGAAUUAAAUCUAACGGACUUCUACAACAUCAUCUCUAUGAAUUCACAGAAAAGAACACUUUAUUGCUGAUAGAAGAAGCGUUAAUAAUGCAGCACAUUAAUUCACAGAUUUCUGCAUCCUCUGCCACAAACACAAGCCCCUGCCUUCGAACUAACCUCAGAGUCUGUUUAUAGUCUAUUUUUACACCCCAGCUAUCUGCUCUACACUGGCAAGCACUGAGAAUGUGUGUUAUUGUAUGUGCUUUGACACCAGGCAUCAUGUGAAAACUGUUCGCAGUAGCUGUGUGGUUCUUGUGGUGGAGUUUGUGCUUGUCUGGUUUGAAAACCUCGCCCUACGUCAAUUAUUAACAUCCGGACAGGAAGUCGUGCAAUUUUCCAUCCACAGCAAGCUCCCCCUACCACUCUUUCCUCUCCAAAAAAAGCUUUUUCACUUCCUGAGGGUUGGCACAACCGGGUUAAAGCCGAUGUGCUGCUAUUAUCAUACAUAAAAAGAGGAGUUUACACCCAGACUGCAGCUGCACAUUUGCAUAUGCUCUACAGAGAGUUCUGUACACACAAACAGAGGAAACAAACAUAUUCAGCGUGUCUGCUCAUUUCCAAAUCAUUCUGUGGUUUCAUUCGGCUUUAUGUAACAAACUUCCAAGUAUAUCAAAGAACUUAAAAGUUAAUCGCCUAAUUUUCUUACGUAUAAUCUCUUUCCUUCCUUCCACUCUCACAGAUAGCUGAGGGCAUGGCGUACAUUGAGAAGAACAACUACAUCCACAGAGACCUGCGUGCAGCCAACAUUCUGGUCAAUGAAACCCUGCACUGUAAGGUAGCAGACUUCGGCCUGGCCAGGAUCAUCGAGUCAGAAUACACAGCUCAUGAAGGUGCAGUAUGAGCAAUAACUACAUGCAUGGCUGCAACCCUUCACCAAACCUACAUUUGCUGAAAGAAAGCAAAUUGUGUCUUCAUCUUUAAAGGGGGAAGUUGUUGCCCUUCACUAGCAACCUUUAGGUCAAAACUGCUGCAUAUUUAUGAGUUACUCAGUCAAAAGUUACCUAUAAGAAGUGAAUUCAGACAACUGACAGUACACAGAUGGCUUAUCUGUUAGUCAGCCAGUUGGUAGAGCUCUAAAUGUUUUCACCUUCCCAGUAAAUAACCACUAUAGGUCAUGAAGCCCAUCUUCAUGAUAUCCAAUCGGAAAAAUUAAUUUCACGUUUAGCGUUAAAAGUUGCCCAGUUAAAAAAAAUAGUAACCGACUUGUGAAGUAGUUAUGUCUUAGAGAUUUAUAGAGAUGUCGUAAUAGAAACAGUGUAGCUCAAGCUUUCCACUGUUUCAUACGCACUAUUAAAAAUCACAUAUCACAAGAAUGACAAAUAUAAAUAGCAGUGUGGCGCUGCUAAAUUAAGAACAAAAUAACCUUUUAAUCAAAGCGAUGCAGCGAUCAUGCGUAGGCUGGGUUCCGAUGACGACAAAUCACAAACUCAAACCACAAGCUCGCCCUGCAUACUUCUAUCAAAUAUUUGUACGUGUUUUUGAACUUCCUAGAUAAAGAGAUGCUUCAUGUCAAGGACAAUUCAAUCCAGUUUAAAUUCAGUUCAAUUUGGCAUUGCUACAUUGAACACUGUGAAUGGUAAACUGCUGUACUUAAUGUUAAAUUCCUAAUUUUUUAGCUGGUGGCAUGAGAACAUGUGCUUGAAUUGCCAAAUUAGCCCAAACUCCAUGGUGGCUCCUUGUUGUUUUGGUUCACACAGAAGGAAAGUGAGGUAUUAAGAUAAUUUCUGAGCCAACAUUGACUCCAGAGUACAUCACCAUUCUGUAAUGUCAGCACUCUCUUGGCAAAGGGAGAUUCAUGUCGGAAGUGCAACUGCUGGAAACAAUCAAACAACUUUGGAGGUCCUAUCUCUAAGAAAUGGAACAGCAUCUAAGGCUAAAGCUCAAACAUGCAUCCUUUUUCCUGAAGAUGUCCAAAAGCACUUCAAUCAGCCUAUAAAACAACCUCCAUUCAUUAUCUGCAGCUGUUUUUAUAGGAAAAAUAUUCAAAUGUGCUGAGAACUGUACUCUCAAUGCAGCGUUUCUAUUCUAAAACCAGAGGUGCAUCAUCUCCAAACACUUUUUUAAACUUUGAUAGAAAUGAGUCAGAGAGAUCUGAUUUUUCGGCUAAAUUAGGUAAAUAACAAGCUUGAAAAUUCAAUAUUUGCAUCAAAAGAGACAAAACAACAAGGGCUGCUGAAGAGAGUGCAGAGCUGUCGUUUAUUCUAAUCAGCUAAUCAACUCUGUCUCAUCUCAGGAUGUACGCUGUCAUAUCACACAACGAAAAGAGGAAUUAACAAAUUCUCAAGAACACGCCUACAGAUUUUCAGUUGUUACCACCCAGUAGAAAACACAACUCACUGUUAUCUAUUUUCCACCGCUUUUCUCACCCUUUUUGUGACAACUAGGGGCCAAAUUUCCCAUCAAAUGGACCGCUCCAGAGGCCAUCAACUUUGGCACCUUUAGCAUCAAAUCAGACGUGUGGUCUUUUGGGAUCCUGCUGACAGAGAUAGUCACUUAUGGAAGAGUUCCCUACCCAGGUACACGGACUAAGAGAAAAAGACAUCACUUAUAUAUGAGACAAUAAAUGUGCUCAAUCUUAUGUUGACUGCAUUUUCCCCUGAUCAGGUAUGACAAACCCAGAGGUGAUCAGGUGUCUGGACAGGUUGUAUAGGAUGCCGUGUCCUGACAACUGCCCCGAGGAACUCUUUGACAUUAUGAUGAUGUGCUGGAAGCAGAAACCUGAGGACCGUCCCACCUUUGAGUUCCUGCAGAACACUCUCAAUGACUUCUACAUCGCCACAGAGGGACAAUAUGAGAUGCAGCCGUGAUUAAAGCAAAAGUUCCCUGAUGAUAUUGAGAAAUGUGAGACUCAAAUGAAAGAGGAGGACAAAUCAAAUACCCUUCUUUGUAACCGAUUCAGUUCCUCUAUAAUGCACUUAGUAUAUUUGAAAUGGACACUUUUUACACCUUCUCUGAAGGAAUGCAAAGGAUAUUUAUGACUUUAAUGGAGUUCAUCUUUAAAUAAAUAAGAUGCAGCAGGAAAUCUUUAACCAAAAAGGUUAAUUUCACAUCUGCAGCAGCAGCAACCAUGGAAUAUUAGGGUACAUCAUAAAGACUAUGCAGUAUAAAAUGCAUAUGAGGAACUCAGAAAUGUUAUUAUAGUACAUGCUGAAAUGUAAAGACUUUGGACAGGGGGAAGUUUACAGAGUUUUUUUUUUUUUUGUUUUUUGCUAGGUAUUGAAACGAGCAGCCUGAGAUCACAUGCACAAUAUUUUGCACUUUUAUACAUUCAGCAAAUGAAUACAGAGGCUUUUUGAAUAGAAAAAAAUACAUACAAAUACAUAAAAAUAAUUGUUACUAACAUCUUGGCUUUUUGUAUAAAGCUCAGUCCAGCUGGUUUUGAUUGCAGUGCCAUAAAUAUUUUCACAUGCAUUUUAUAGCAAGGUUCAGCUACCACAACCAGUUUUUCAUGUAUUUUUAUUCUUUCAGUUGGUCAUUUUUUUAUACACUCUGCAUAAAUUAUCAUUAACACUUUGUUUGCUCAAUGACAUUUCUAAUAUGUGUAUCAGAGUAAUGUUAGAGAGUAGAACAUGUUAUAUAAGAAGAAAGGAUAAGGGCCUGUGUCUGCUAACAGCUGAUGUCAUGCUCACAGCCCAAAUUUCUAAACCAGGUUUUCAGCACCCAACAUCUCAAGUGCAAAAAAAGGCC
Messenger RNA from Xyrichtys novacula (pearly razorfish), 11094 nucleotides. NCBI's taxonomy places the organism in Eukaryota, Metazoa, Chordata, Actinopteri, Labriformes, Labridae. The record is from the annotation of a GenBank genome assembly.